Molecule: messenger RNA, 3422 nt
Organism: Aplysia californica (California sea hare)
Lineage: Eukaryota; Metazoa; Mollusca; Gastropoda; Aplysiida; Aplysiidae
Product: neurofilament heavy polypeptide
Exons: 9
Coding region: 351-3065 (904 amino acids)
Biological process (GO): DNA repair
Cellular component (GO): nucleus
Molecular function (GO): catalytic activity; DNA binding
Source: RefSeq, a predicted model, not a curated record
AAGCCUCUGUUGAAAUUAAUCUAACAAAGAAAGAAACGACGUUUGUUCAAAUCUUUAGAUGAAAGUUCAUUCAGUACCUUUUAUUAAAAUUAACAUAAUUCAAGAAGUGAUUAUUCUUCCGACAUUACUCGAUGUCGGGACUAACUGGACGCAUUUCUUUAUCAACCCUUUCAACAGUGCGCCAAGUAGCCGCUGAACAUGGCGUUGUUUUGAGGAACUUGUAAUCUAGGCAAGGCUAGAUUCUAUCAAGAAGAGCUCUCUCCGUUCACGUCAGAGCUGUCUUUGUUCCAGAAGUUUACACACUGAGCACCUCUAUGACCUGUUAAGGACUCAAAAGAAGGAGACUCACAAUGGACAGCACCGAGUCCAAGUCAACUGUUGCUGUAGAGCUUGUACCAGACGCUGAACUGUCUGCUCCUUCUAAUUUAUCUGCUCUCAGUGAUUUGAAUGAGACGGAAACAUUUGCUAAUGAUGACUCUCCUGGCUCAGAUCAAGAUCAGGCAGAAAAUGACAAGACAAAUGAUGACAGCUUGGGACCAGGGGAAGAGGCUACAUCUGACAGUGCUGAUCGAAGCCAAACGUCUGAAGUGCCAGUAACAGAGGAAGAUGCCGAUGAACAGACAGCUGAAGAAUCUGAAGCUGUGACUCAAGAUGUUAGCGAGCAGGAAGAAGCAGCAGAGUCUAGCGCUGUGACGGAGGGUUGUGCUGAUGUGUCCGCAGAGUCAGGGACUCUUCCUCAAGCUGUGGAACCACCAGAGGAGGAGGUCACCGGUGCGGAAGCCGGAAGCUCAGUUGCACCCAAGCGGCAGAGGAAAGCCACGGCUAAAGUGCUCGAGAUGGAAGAAGUGAAGAUGCACCCAGUAGUGACCCCUGGUCCUGCAAAAAGAGGCAGAAAGCCGAAAGGGAAAGCUGUACCAAAAACGCCUGAGCCAGCCAAACAAGCAGAACAGUCAGCGAGCCCUGUGGUGGACUCGCCGGCAACACCAAGAACGAAAACCAGAGAGCUGCCAAAUGGAUGGUCCAUGAAAGCCGUACAGCGUCUGACUGGUGCAUCUGCCGGCAAAUAUGACAUCUAUUAUUUCAGCCCAGAGAAUGUCAAGUGCAGGUCCAGGACAGAUGUUACAAACUACGCUGUGAAAUACAAAGCUGACCUAGACAUGGAGCUCUUUGAGUUCAGCAUGUCAAAGCUACAGCAGAAAGGAUUGGUUGACACAGAUGAUGUGGUGCUGGCGAGGAAAAAAAGCAGCUCUGUUCCACAAAAGGCUGAGAAGGCUCAGGCUCUGAAAGUGAAGCCAGAGAGUGGUGUGAAGAAAGCCAAAGGUCGGCUGAACAAUAAAUCCCUGUUCAAAAAUGCUAAACUGUCUAUAGCGGAGGGAGAGGGGCAUGUUCAAGCAAAGUCAAAAGGCUUAUUCUCUAAGAAAAAACCUGUUGAAGUGGAGGACAGCCCGCAGAAACUACAGAAACUUGUAAUUAGAAUGCCCUUUGGUAGUAGUAGCAAGGGAAAAAUGACCAAGAAAGAGUCUAGUCAGAUCUGCUCAUACUUUGCUCCAGACGAAAUGGCAGCUGAGGCUGAGAUGGUGACGGAAGAAAUUCCAAUGGAGGACGAGCAGUUUACAAAGUUGGUGGGAAAGGCUACUAAAAGGAAAGGGACUUCUCCCAUCAAGGGAGUGCCAGUCAAGGGUCAACCAGGGAAGAAAAAGAAAAUGGGGCGCCCGAAAAAGAACGCUAAUGACAGCACUGAAAAUAUUUCUCAAGACACUACGGCGAACACAAGUUUGCUGGGCUCGUCUUUAGAUGCCUCUGCUAUGGACACCACAGCUGACACCAGUGUUGUAGAUCCAUUCGCUUUCCCUGAUGAUGAUGAUGAUGUUCCAGAACCGAGUUCUAUGCUAAUGUCAAGUAUAAAAAGUUCUGCUCCUGUACAGAAGAAAAAAGUAGGCCGCAAACCUAAGAAGAGAGGGCGCAAGCCCAAACAAAGCCCGGCAGCCCAAGUUGAGGCUCCGUCAGAGAGUAAUGAUGCUGAGGAACCUGCUACUGAUGAGGUCAUUCCUGCUCCGGAGAUUGUUGCUGAUGAAGCAGCACCUAUGGUUGUAGAAGAAGAGCAGCCGGCAGCCCCUGAGGAGACGCCGAUGGUCAGUCCCCCACCUGUUGUAGCUGUUGACACACCAGUUGUCAAGAAAAAGAGAGGCCGUCCGCCGAAACGAAAACCGGAAACAACCCCUGUUCCCACUGAGCAGGAAACCCCUGAAUCCACGUUGCAGCAGACUGCUGAUUCUUCACAACUGGAAACUCCUCCUGCGGAGAACGAGUCUGCAGAGGUGACACCAAAGAAGAGCGGUGUGGAGGAACUGUCCUGGGAGGACUACCAGAAGCAGUUGGGAGGUGAGAAGGAAGAACAGAAACCUGACACAUCUCCACAUUUAGACGACGAGUACGAUGACCGGAAAAGUCUGCCAGAUGAAGAUACAGAGAAUUCCAUCUCAGACUUCCUGGCCCUUCAGAGCUAUAUCAAAGCCCCCAAAUUUUUGACGGCUGAUUACAUGCUCAGUGAUGCAAUCAACAUGAAAAGCAAGUAUUUCAAGAAGUCCAACACAGACAAUCUGGCUCCACUCAAACUGAGGCGAGAUGAUAAGUGGGUUCCUCCCCGCUCCCCAUUCUGUCUCGUACAAGAAUCUUUGUUCCACGACCCAUGGAAGCUAUUGAUUGCAACUAUUUUCCUCAACAAGACUACAGGUCGCCAAGCAAUACCCACCCUGUGGAAGUUCCUCAACCGCUGGCCGACCCCGGAAUGUGUUCACAGUGACGACCUUGAGGAGAUGGCUUGCCUCUUGUUUCCCAUUGGUCUCAACUAUACUCGAUCCAAGACCAUCAUCAGAUUCUCAGAGGAGUUCCUUACAAAAAGAUGGACAUAUCCCAUUGAACUCCAUGGCAUUGGGAAAUAUGGCAAUGAUUCAUAUCGGAUCUUCUGCGUCAAUGAAUGGAAGCAGGUGGAGCCGACAGACCACAAGCUCAAUGACUACCACCAGUGGCUCUCAGCCAACCAGAAGCAGCUGGGAUUAAGCUGAACUUGAGGUCUGCGAAUUCUGAGAGAGCCUUGCGGCUGGUUGUAGGAGCUGAAGAUGUUCCAAGUACCGAAGCUUGAAAUGAGACAGAUUUAUUUGGCUGUUUUGUCCAAUGACAUGGGUCAACAAGUGUAGACAAAGAAGUAAAAGUAAAGUGUAGUCCCCCCCCUCCCCCCAUUGUUUGAAAUGUUUGAACUGCUUGACCUUGUCCACAACAUUCAUUCCAUGAUCACCAUGAGGGUCAGGGCUAUAUCUCUUGGGAGCAGGAAACAGUGGGCUGUAAUUCCCUACCCUAGAAUUACAAAGUUCUAUCUGCUCUCAGUACCUAGUUUUGAGAAAUUUUAUAUAAAAAAUUUUGAC